Asterias rubens (European starfish) is the source of this 4699-nucleotide messenger RNA. RefSeq names its product neuralized-like protein 4. The coding region runs from base 1 to 4368 and encodes 1455 amino acids. The transcript is spliced from 28 exons. Gene Ontology annotation, molecular function: ubiquitin protein ligase activity. Lineage: Eukaryota; Metazoa; Echinodermata; Asteroidea; Forcipulatida; Asteriidae. The record is from RefSeq and is a predicted model, not a curated record.
AUGCAAAUCAAUAAAGAAAAUGGCGACUUGUCAGAUAACAUGGCGACAACAGUAAGGCGAAGAUUUCACAGCCGACACGGAAAUCUUGUUUUACUGACCAACAAUAGCAGGACGGCGAGUAGGAAUGAGCCGAGACAGGAAUUCAAUAAUGGUCUUGUGAUAAGUAAAACUGUAUUGAAAGAUAACGAGAUAUUUGAAGUCAGUAUCGAUAAAAAGGUUGAAACAUGGAGUGGAUCAAUUGAAGUCGGCAUUACAUCACUGGAUCCAGGAAAUCUUGAGUUUCCAACCAGCGCCACUGGACUCAGUGAGGGAGCUUGGAUCUUGUCUGGCUCUACGGUACUUCACAAUGGUGAAGCUAUUCUUGACGAGUAUGCCUGUGAUCUGGACUCGUGUUGCAUCGGAGAUCACAUCGGUAUUCAAAGGACACAGAACGGAGAGCUUCAUAUUUUCCACAAUGGCGUCGACAAGGGCGUAGCUGCGUCUGACCUGCCAGCCAGGGUGUAUGCUGUGGUUGACCUGUACGGCAAAUGCACACAAGUGACACUGAUUCACACUGCAAAUAUGGUCCCCAACAACAACGAGAAUUCGUCAUCGAGCGAGGCAGAAAGCGAUGAUAACCAUGGCAACAGAGAGGAGGAUGAGGACACAGAGGUUGAAGAGGUUGAGGAUGUAGUUGUUGCCGUUGACAACGCAUCAGUGUCGUUGCCCUCCAAUGAUGCACUCCUGUUUCACAGGCGUCAUGGUACACUCAUCUCGAUCAUAAACAAUGGAAGGACGGCGGAGCGAGGCAACGCUAGGGACGAGUUCAACAAUGGCGUUGUCAUGACAAAUAGACUCUUGAGGAGUAAUGAGUUAUUCGAGAUCAGAAUAGACAAACUGAUCGAUAAGUGGUCGGGAUCAAUUGAAAUCGGCGUCACGACUCAUAACCCGGACACGUUAGACUUCCCGUCCACUAUGACGAAUCUCAGAUCAGGUACUAUAAUGAUGAGUGGUUGUGGCAUUCUCACCAAUGGUAAAGGCACCACCAGGGAGUAUGGAGAAUUUGACCUCGAUGACCUUGCAGAAGGGGAUCGUAUCGGGGUCAUGCGCAAAGCCAACGGUGAUCUUCACUUCUUCAUCAACGGGCGGGACCAGGGACGAGCUGCCUCCAAUGCCCCGCAUAUUAUAUUUGGUGUCGUUGACCUUUAUGGAAUGGCGGUUAAGGUGACCAUUCUGGAGUGGAUCCCGCCAGCUGCCCACGCCAUGGCAAGCUUUAUUGAUCACAGAGUCCCUCGUCUCAGCUACCUCAGAUCGUUAGCUCAACAAGAACUGCCAAACGUCUUUGAAGCUGGUGCGUGGGAAUGGACAGAUAAACCUCACUUCCAUGAUACUUGUGGUAUCCAUGCCCAGGUGAUCAAUAAUGGACUGACAGCCCAUCGACCAAAUGCAAUGGACGACUUCAACAAUGCAGUGGUGCUGACAAACCGUCCCAUACAGACAGACGAGAUGUUUGAGAUACGUAUUGAUAGAAUAGUAGAUAAGUGGGCUGGCUCUAUUGAGAUCGGACUCACAAAACACGCACCACAAGAACUAGAUUUUCCGUCCACGAUGACAAACAUCCGUAGUGGGACGUGGAUGAUGACAGGGAAUGGUAUCAUGCAUAACGGCAGUCCCAUCAUAGAUGAGUAUGGCCUCAACCUGGACAGACUCAGGGAGAGGGAUAGAAUUGGCGUCAUGAGGAAACGUAAUGGUGACCUCCACUUCUACAUUAACGGGGUGGAUCAAGGCAUAGCUGCAACCCAUGUCCCAUCAAAUCUCUUUGCUGUGGUGGACCUUUAUGGGCAGGCAACACAAGCAACUAUUGUGCAGCCUGGUGACUACCAAGUGGAAUCUCCUGGCAUACGCAUCCCGACGGACGACGGCACCCUGCGCUUCUACCACCUACAUGGCCGCAACGUCAAGAUCAGUAAUAACGGUGUGAGGGCCCUUCGGCCCAGCGCCACCGGGGAGUUCAACGACGCAAUCAUCAUGAGUAACAGAGCACUGAGGGACGGGGAGAGAUUCGAGAUUGUUAUCGAGAAGAUGGUGGACAGAUGGUCCGGCUCCAUCGAAGCAGGAGUUACAACCAUCUCACCCGAAGAGCUUGACUUCCCAAGUACAAUGACUGACUUGGACCACGAUACCUGGAUGCUGAGUGGAGCGGGCGUAAUGAAAGAUGGUCUAAUGUUGAACAAUUCCUAUGGGUUGGACCUGGACACUCUACACGAGGGGAGCAGAAUCGGCAUUGUCCGUCUGGACGAUAAUACGCUUCACUUCUUUCUGAAUGGACAGGACAUGGGAAUCGCAUGUACUGAUGUACCAUCCGAUGUGUACGCAGUGAUUGACUUGUAUGGUCAGUGUGCCCAAGUAUCGUUGGUCCCGCCGACUGAGCUGGAUAACCAUUUACAGCAUAUGAACUCCAGGACAGAUUCGCAUGGCUCUGUCAUAGCAGUGCCAGGUCUACUCCAUAAGUUCCAUACAGUAUGUGGAUCCAACAUACAUCUCUCUGAAGACCUUGCCGUCGCUAGCCGGGUGAGAACCUUCGAUCAUGCUGUCACCUUCAGCAGUAAACCACUACGAUCUGAAGAACUCUUUGAGGUCAAAGUUGAAAAGAUUGCCAGUCAAUGGUCAGGUACCCUUCACAUAGGGUUAACGACCCUCAACCCCGACGACAUCUCUGAGGGUCAGAUGUCAUUGCCGGUCACUGCAAACUCCUUGAGGUCAAAGGACACGUGGAUUGUCCAGGGGUCACAGGUCAAACACAACGGGCAGAUCGUUAAGGACAACUAUUCGUCGGCACUGGAGAGAUUAGAGGUUGGAGACACUGUAGGAGUGAAGCGAUAUCCAGACGGAUCAAUGCAUGUCUUUCUAAAUGGAGAGAAUCUGGGUGUGGCUGCGCUUGAUAUACCAAAGACGAUACACGCUAUUGUGGACAUUUACGGCAUAGUAGAAUCUGUGGGGAUAACCAGCUCAGCAGUCAUGUCAUUGGAGAGCAUUAAACCACCGUCCAUUUCAUCAAGCAGUGAAGAAGAAUCAGACAAGGAGGGAGAAUCCACGUGUUCCAUUCCCGUCCAUCCGAUCCACUUCCAUAAUAACCACGGGAAGAACAUCGGUCUGUGCAAUGAGAACAUGACGGCCAGUCGAACAGCGAGCUACAAUCAGGCGGUCGUCAUCAGCGACUGCCCCUUACCAAGAAGACAGCUGUUCGAGGUGAAGCUUGAGAAGGUUACAGACGAGUGGACGUCCUCUGUUAAGAUUGGCGUGACCAGUCAUUCCCCUGAUAGGUUGGGCUUUCCAGCAUCGGCGUCAAAUAUCAAACGAGGGACAUGGAUCGUUCAAGGGGAUGCAGUGUUCCAAAAUGGCCACAAGGUGAGAACGUUCAACGGACCCAACCUAGACCAACUAAAGGAAGGAGAUACUGUAGGUAUCAUGGUGGAUGGCCAGAGUAAUCUACAUCUCUAUGUAUAUGGUAGAGACUGCGGCAUCGUCGCUGAUCAUAUACCCAACCCCUGCUAUGCGCUGGUGGACCUCUAUGGGCAGUGUGUUGAGGUUUCCAUAGUAACAGAAGAACUUGGGGCAGCUGGUGUGCCAGAAGAAAAAGAGAAGGCGUCCUUUGAAAAUGGUUUGAAGGAGAACACUCCAAGGUCACUGUUCCCCAUUGGAGGUAACGGACGGGUGUGUGAAUACCAAAACCUCUGUAUCCGUUUCAAAGCCACACUAGGCUUACCCGAUGCGUACUUUGAAACCAAUCCAAAGUUCAACAAGUGCUACUGUGAUCCUUGUCGGAAGUACCAGGGCACCAGUGAGUAUGGGGACCAGGGAGAUCCACUGCAGCGGUACACCCGCCCGUUUGGAUGGUGCAAAUUUGCAAUCAAACUACACUGUAGAGCGGAGACUUUGAAUGUGUUUGAUAUGUGGCAUAUGGCAUACCAUGGAACGGUGCUUGGAGCCGUCAGAAAAAUUCUCGACAGUGGAAUGCUACUUCUACCUGGUGAUAUUACGCUCGGUGGAGGGUCACCGACGGAACAAUCCAACCAUUUGAACGAAGACGACACCCACAAACCCAAAGACUUUGACACCAAACAGAUCUUUGUUUCUCCAUCCAUGAAAUACGCUGGCUGUAACGUCUACUCAAGACAACAACAGUUCACUGACCCGAAGACGAAGCGUGUGUGUACGGUCAGCGUGGCCUUCCAGGUGCGAGCUCGGCCCAAUAGUUACACAAUGGGUCCCCAGACGAUAGGGGUCAACCACAGCAUCGACCCUUACAUUGAAAACAGCAAAAUAGAAUGGUUUACAAAGGAAAGAUCGGCCAUCGUACCGUGCGCAUUGCUUAUUAGAGUAGAAUAACACUGCCCGUAUUGUUAUGGUGCUAUUUAUUUGUUCAUAUAUAUGUAUAUAUAUAUAUUGUACAUUUGCUCUUUUUGUUUUUUUUAAUUGGGCUUGUUUUAUUGCUUUAGGGUACUACAGAGUGGAAUGAGGUUAUGGCAAUAUGUUUGGACAGUAAAUAAUGAUCAUGUGUGUCGGGGUCAACAAAAAUACCUAGAUAUUCUAUUUCUCUUCGAGAAUGUCAACUAAUUUGUAAGCGAAAUUUGUCUCUCUGCUGUAUUUAAAGGAACGUUACAGAAUUGGUAAGAAACAGAAAUCAUGAAGAUCACAGAUUUACAUGAAACUUACACGG